Molecule: messenger RNA, 4761 nt
Organism: Cucumis sativus (cucumber)
Lineage: Eukaryota; Viridiplantae; Streptophyta; Magnoliopsida; Cucurbitales; Cucurbitaceae
Product: WPP domain-interacting tail-anchored protein 1
Exons: 4
Coding region: 420-2021 (533 amino acids)
Source: RefSeq, a predicted model, not a curated record
CUUCUUUUCUCUCCAUUUCCUAACAUAAUAAUAUUAUCUAAAAAAUUCUGUUUGAGAGAUUGUCUAAAAAAAUUGAUAAAGGAGAUUAACGUUGAACAAUUGUUACCGUACUAAGCAAAAAUGAGCUGUAUAAAAAAAGAUGGCCCACAAGGCCGAGGAGAAUGGAAGCUUCUAACGCGAGCACAAACCCACGAGCGGCGGACGGACGGACGUACGUGACUGCUGAAGACGACCCAGUGGCGACUACGAUCGGACGUGACAGCGCCGACACCGAACGGACAUUCAACUGCCGUUGGAUCACAAAGCUUUCGACGAACACCACCAAAUCUUGUUGCGUACACGCCCAAGCUUGUGACAAACGCCACGGUGACGAUCGUGGGCCACGAGAGGUUGUAAAGUCAACAGGACAAUAGGACCCAAUGGAUACGGAUGCUGUAACGGAAGCAAGCACAUCAGUCAUUUGUGAUAACACUAGUGGUCUGGGGGCAGAUGAACAUGACAGUAUAUCACGAGCUAGUGGAGAUUUAGCAAAUGGCAGUGAAGUCAUAACCAGAUUGGAAUUGGAUGUAGCUCGUGCAUCUGAAAAGUUAGUUAACUUAAAUGUUCUCAUGAUGCGUAUUGCUACACGGGAGAGCGAGUUUGAAGCUUUUGCUUUAGAGAAUGAUCAUAUGUUUGAUGAUUCUGUUGAAAGAGCAUCCGAAGUUGAUCUCCUAGCUGGAUUUUUAGAUUCAGAGGUGGACGGGGUGGAUGCUUUCUUGGCUAGGAUUCAAAAUGAUAUCUUUCAUGCUCAUGAAUUGAUACCUUUCUGCAAAUUCUCCAGUGAAACUUUAAUGUAUUUGGAAGAAAAGUUGCAAGAUUCUGAAGAAUCCUUAAAACAAUCACAUGAACUGAUCUCUGAUAUUAGAAUGCAGUCAGCAAAGUUACAGAAGAACCUAUGUUGUUAUUAUAAUGGAAAUGGUGAUAGGGGAACAGACUUACAAGAGGCUAGUCAAUUGUUGGAGAGGAAUCCUGUAAUAGACAUGCGAACAGCUGAACAUCAGAUACACAUUCUGAAGAUGCUGGAGAAAUCUUUGGCAAGAGAGAUGGAUCUUGAAAAGAAGCUGACUGAAACAAGUCUAAUGGAUGAUGAACUUAAACUGAGGCUCCAUUCUUCACAACAAGAUGUUUAUUCUUUGGAGGAAGAAUUAGAAGAUGUUUGUGGGAGAUGUUUUGAGGCAGAAAAUGCAUCAGAGGUCCUCAUAGGAAUUUCAAAAGAUUUACUUGGUAGAGUUCAAGUUUUACAAUUCAAUAUAAAUGGUUCAAUACAGAGAGAAGCUGAGUUGAAAUUAAAAUUUGAAGGCUCCAUGGAACAACUGAAAGCCAAAGAUUGUGAGUUGCUUAAUUGUAAGAACAAGAAUGCUGAGCUGAAGAGCACUAUACAUUUGCAAAUUAAUGCCUUGAAAUCCAAAUUGAUGGAAACUGAACUAAAACUGACUGAUACCAAUUUUGAGACUAUGACUUUGAAGGAGAAGUUGAAUUUUCUUGAGAAACAGCUCAAGGAAUCUGAGGAAAAAAUUGAAGUGCUUAAAAGACAGUUACGAGAAACAGAUAUGCAACUUCAGCAGGCUGUGGCUUCAGCUGAAGCUAGUCAGGAAAAGCAAAACAUGCUAUAUGCUACAAUCAAUGACAUGGAAAAUUUGAUCAAGGAUCUGAAGUUGAAGGUUGUGAAAGCAGACAGUAGAGCUGAUCGUGCAGAGGAAAACUGCAUCCUAUUAUCUGAAUCAUAUGCGGAACUUAACGAGGAACUGAGGCUUGUUCGUGGUAAACUUGGUUGUUUGGAGGCAUCUUUGCAACAGGCAGAGUAUAGAAAGAAGGCUUCAGCAAAGGACAUUGAUGUGCACACUAAAGUUAUAACCAAUUUGGUUAUGCAAUUGGCCAUUGAGAGAGAUCGUCUUCAUAAGCAGCAGCCUACACCAACAAUUCACUGCAUAAGGACACUUGAAAAAGAGGUGCUGAAGGUCUUCUUGCUUCAUACAACAUAGAUGGCAAAUAUGAGGAGACAGACAAUGAGAGGGAAGCUUUUUUUGCAGUAAAGGGGCACAGUUUAAAUUCCCUUGAAGCAUAAUCUACACUGAUAUAUUGACUCCUUUAGGGCUCUUAGUUUUCCAAAGCCCCUUGUAUAAUGAAACAUCAAUGGGAGAAGUAAUUGAUAGAUGAGUGACCAAGGAUUUAACAAUGAAGAAGCCACUUGGUUCUAGGGACCAAACUUUCUUAUAUGGGAUAGAGUAUACCAUUUUCCCAUUUAGAAAAUCAUCGGUGAUUGAAAGUCAACAACCUCCUCCUCUUUCAAUAAUCUUCUAAAGUAAAUCGCCCAGGAAGCUAUCGAACUAGAUAUUGAGAAAGCAUUUGACAAAGUUGAUUGGAAUUUCUUUAAUGAACUUUCGCUUGUUAAGGGCUUUGGCACAAAAUGGAGUAGAUGGAUAAGAGGAUGCAUCAAUUAACUUCAUCGUUAUUAAUGGAAAGCCUAGAGGGAAAUUCAAAGCUAUUAGAGAUUUAAGAUAAGAUGAUCCAUUAUCACCAUCAUAGAUACGUACUGUCUUGGUAAAAUCUUGAUAUUGGCCACUGAAAGUGUUUUCCUUUUUUGGUCAUGACAUUCCCCAUACAUCCAUCAACGUUAAUUAUCUUGUUGAUGACACUUUGCUCUUCUACAUCAACAACGAAGAAAAGAUUGAAAAUCUCAUCAAUCUGAUUAAUCUAUUUGGAGAAGCUUCUGGCCUCAUUAUUAAUAGACAAAAUUCGGAAUUUUUGGCAUCAACUUUGAAGAGUCUUGGGUGGAAAUUAUUGCUACAAAGUUCGAUUGUAAGGUGGGUCAGUGGCCAACUUCAUAUCUGGGGUUCCUCCUUCAUGAUAAGCCAUCCUCUAUUUCCUUUUGGAUUGACAUCUGUAGGUUAUGUAAAUAUUAUAGUAAACGAUCAAAUGGCCUCAUGAAAUACAAACCUCCAGCCUAUUUGAGAGGGUUGGAUACUCUCUCUUUCCUCAGAAAACUUUUCUAUGGACAAAGAAGGCCUAAAGCCUAUUACUACCCACACUCAUCCAAACAUACGGUGGUCACACCCUUAUCUACUAACUUUCAUGCUGAAUUCCCCUUCUUGCUCCUCUUCGAGUUUGUAAUUAGUAUUUGGGGCCCAGCUGAUGGUCUGAUCCUUUUCUGUAGUUAGGUUUAAACUUGUUUUGUUAAGGCUUACUUUUUACAUGCCUUUGUACGUUCUUUCAUUCUUCUCAGAGAAAGUGUGGUUUUUUACCAAGAAAAAAAGUGCAGAUCUCAGGUUGAAGAAGAAAGCAAGUGGUGUGGCAAAUACAGGUGCAGUAAAACAAGUUUCGAGGGGUUGGCUAGAAAGAAAUCCUAAGUAGCACGAAUACCUUUCUGCAUUUGCCGGUCCAUGAACUUAAGCUCCUUUGACUUCUUUUCCAUCUUUCCUGUUCGAUAUCCCCUUUCGAUUGAGCCACUGCCGUGACCCUUGUUUUGCACCUUUUCUUACCACAGAUGGUCUUUCCGAUUACGAGUCCUCUCCUUUUCGUCCUGUUGACCAUGAGUUCACCAAUGGGUUCUUCUUCCUUCUCUUUCUCCUCGGCUUGUUCUUCAUCUUUCUUGUUUGGUUUCCAACUCCAAUUGAAAUGCUGCCGCCUCCAUUGCAUUGUACAAACAACUUCUUCAUGUCCAGGGCAUCAUCAUUCUUCAAACCACUGUUGGUUUUUAUUUCCAUUUUAUACUCGACAAUCUCAUCCCAUUUUUGCUCAUCUUUCAUAUUUUCUUGCACUUUCUUCAUCCAAGCCUAUUCUUCCUCCAUUUUGCAAUUGUUCUCUGCAGUCCACUUUUGUGCUUGCUCCCAUGUCCAUGGAAUUUCUCCUCGUUCCUCCAAUCCGUGUUUGUAAUCCUUACUUCAUUUUACCACUCGCUCCCAUGACCAACCUGCUUCUUCCAUUUUCACUUUAUGUUUCAUUCGUGUCCCCUUUGAAGUUCUUGGUUCUUCAAUCUAACGACUCAUAGUACUCUUUUGCACUUCUUCCACAACAUUUUCAAUACAUUUGCAGAGAUCCAACAUCGUUUUCUUCAACUCUGAAAUUGCCUUCUUGCUGGUCUCCAUCUGUUCUUUGAGUCAUUUUUGUGUCAUAGCUCUUGUCACUGCAUGAUUGUUCUUUCUUUGGUACCUAUUUUUUAGGAUCUCACCUAUCAAGUAUUAUCUCAAGAACAAAAGAUGAACUCAAGAAAUAUUAUAGAACAAUCAAAUAUGAGAAUAUAUGAAAUAUUUGUUAGAAUACCUCAUGAACAAGUAACCUUAGCCUGUCAAGAGUGCUAGGCUCUCCCAAGGUUUCCUUACAAGGAAAUCCCACUACAAAAUUCUUCACACCUUUCCCUAACCCCUCAUCAUCUAUUUAUAACCAAAAUACUUAACCAACAUACCAAAUAUUUACUAAUGUGCCCCAACCAAACACCCUACUAACAUUCUCCUAAUAAUUCUACUAUUUCAAUCAUUAGUGGACACGGAUACUUUUGGCUAGUGUUUUUUUUUGGUUUUUUGGUUUUCUUUGGUUCUUGUGAUCUCCUAAAGCAUGGCUUUUGGAAGUGGAUUGUUUUUUUGUUUUUUUUGACCUUAUCAAUAUAGAAUUGUCUCAUCAAAUAAGAUAACUAGGGAUAGAAAGAAUGUACGCAGGUGGAAUAUUAAAAUAAGUAAUGUGCUAACUUUACAUCUUAGUAUUAACUGGUAUCGUAAUACACAUCUU